GUCGUGGCGAGUUGGCGAUUGUCGGCGAGCUCAGUCAUCUACAUGACGCCGACGAAGCCGAGCUCCACGACGUCGGCGCCGCUCUCGUCCUUGUCGCCCGUCUGUGGGGUGGCAGCCAUGGACGUGCAAGCGCUUGUUCACAUGAGCGACGAACUGAUCGUCCUGGUCUUUAGCUUCCUCACGCCCGCAUCCAUCUUGAAAGCGAGACAGCUAUCCAAGGCGUGGGCGGUCGUGAGCACGAUGGACCGGAUCUGGUUGCCGUACUGCAUGGCUCGAUGGCGCAUGCCACCGCGGCUUCUUCGCCUGACACGCCACGGCGUUCACUCGUACGUGGGCCUCUAUCGCCACUUGCAGGUGGCCGGUCAAAAACCGCACGGCGCGUACACCAUGCCAGACAAACUCACGUGGGGUCACAGCCGCCGCGAUGGCGUCGAAUCGUGGCUAACGGUGGGCCACCGAUCCGAUUGCAAAACCAUCCGCGCGGCGGGCACAAACUUCAUUCAACUCCGCGUCGUCGUGCAAAAUCUGUCCCCGGGGGUUGUGCUUGUCGCGUUGGCCGACAUCAACGUGCACUUCAAGAACGGACCCGUGGUGUCUGUGGUACGCUCUGCCAUCGAGAUCUGCACCGACCGACGCGCUGGUCAUCCUGCACCCCCAUCGUUGGCUUACAACGGACGUUGUGAUAUAGGUGCAACCGACCGCGACCGCUGCCUCGAUCGACAUGACGCCGCGCAUCCUGGCGUGGAAUGGCCAUGCUGUCGAUGCGCCAGGGUCACCAAGAUCGUGCCAACUCUCGUUUCUCGAGUUUGUCGUGGUGGGUGUGUACGUCGAGUGCGACGAAUGCGAAUUUGAAGUCGACUUCCUCGAGCGGGCGCUGUCAGUGUGGGUCCCCAUGAAACGGCGCGGCGACUGCGUCGACUUGGCGCGGUGCCGAUGCAUGCUCCUGCCCGAUCAGUACCACCACUUUGGCCACCACAUCCCGCUCGUUGACGAGGCCGUCAUCUGGAACCGCUACACGCAGUGUAGCCGAGGCUUCAUGGUGCUCAACUCGAAAGACAGGCUGACAUCUCCACACGAGCAUACUCUGCCAUCGCGCUACUUGAUCGUGGACGACCCUCGAACGUAGUUGCUUUGGUGGCCAUGCUCUUAACUUAUUUCAACCUUUGUCGACGUCCCAGUUGAACCAAGGACGUUUCCAUGGAAAAUCCAUGGAAAAUUCCAUGGAUAUACUACACACACAAUGAGAGAGAACAGUGG
Molecule: messenger RNA, 1257 nt
Organism: Aphanomyces invadans
Lineage: Eukaryota; Oomycota; Saprolegniomycetes; Saprolegniales; Verrucalvaceae
Exons: 4
Coding region: 43-852 (269 amino acids)
Molecular function (GO): protein binding
Source: RefSeq, a predicted model, not a curated record